Messenger RNA from Austrofundulus limnaeus, 2336 nucleotides. RefSeq names its product myoferlin. Gene Ontology annotation, cellular component: membrane. Gene Ontology annotation, biological process: plasma membrane organization; membrane fusion. The record is from RefSeq and is a predicted model, not a curated record. NCBI's taxonomy places the organism in Eukaryota, Metazoa, Chordata, Actinopteri, Cyprinodontiformes, Rivulidae.
UGGCCAUGAUAACUGCCUCCCAAGGACAUGUUGUCAUAGACAUUGAUGAGAGAGCCAUUCUGAAACCUGAGCUUCAAACACAGAAGGAGGACGAGGUCGACUGGUGGUCCAAGUUUUAUGCCUCUGUUGGAGAGCAGGCCAAAUGUGGGCCUUAUCUAAAGAAGGGAUAUGACACUUUAAAGGUUUACCAGCAUGAGCUAGAAAAAGUUGAGCAGUUUCAGGGUCUGACAGAUUUCUGCAGCACGUUCAAGCUUUAUCGAGGAAAAACUGAGGAUGAGGAUGAUGACCCCUCAGUGGUGGGAGAGUUCAAGGGCUCGUUCAAGAUUUACCCUCUGUCUGAUGACCCAGACGUGCCCCCUCCACCUCAGCAGUUCAGGGAGCUUCCUGAGAGAGGACCACAGGAGUUCCUGGUCAGGAUUUAUGUGGUGCGCUGCAUCGACUUGCAGCCUAAAGAUACAAAUGGCAUGUGUGAUCCAUACAUCAAGAUUGCACUUGGGAGGAAAACACUGGACGACAGGGAUAAUUAUAAACCAAACACACUCAAUCCAGAGUUUGGAAGGAUGUUUGAGCUGUCCUGCUUCCUGCCUCAAGACAAGGAUCUGAAGAUUUCAGUGUAUGACUAUGACUUACUGAGCAGGGAUGAAAAGGUUGGUGAUACGGUCAUCGACCUGGAGAACAGGUUCCUGUCUCGCUUCAGGUCCAGCUGCGGUCUGCCACAAACAUACUGUGUGUCAGGGAUCAAUCGGUGGAGAGAUCAGUUGAAACCUUUCCAGAUCCUCCAAAAUUUAGCUAAAGAGCGAGGUGUUCCUCCUCCACAUGUAGAAGAAGACGGCAGCUCACUGUCUUUUUCGGGAAAACAAUACAACUUGCAAGAUUUUGAAGCAAACUCUGUGAUUCACCCACACUUGGGCCCACCUGUGGAAAGACUGGCCCUCCAUGUGCUCAGAAACCAGGGUCUGGUCCCAGAACACGUUGAGACCAGAACCCUGUACAGCUCACACCAACCAAAUCUAUCCCAGGGAAAAGUUCAGAUGUGGGUCGAUAUUUUCCCCAAAAAGCUCGGCCUGCCUGGGCCACCGUGCGUUAUCACUCCACGCAAAGCCAAAAAGUAUUCCCUUCGAGUCAUCAUUUGGAACACAACCGAUGUUGUUCUGGAUGAAACGAGCAUCACCGGAGAAAACAUGAGUGACAUCUACGUGAAAGGAUGGAUGCCAGGAAUGGAAGAGGACAAGCAGAAAACUGACGUCCACUACAGGUCUCUGGACGGAGACGGGAAUUUCAACUGGAGAUUCGUCUUCGGGUUUGACUACCUGCCUGCUGAGCAGCUGUGUGUCGCAUCAAGAAAAGAGCACUUUUGGAAUCUGGACAAAACCGAAUACAGGUUUCCUCCUAAACUGAUCGUCCAGAUAUGGGACAACGACAAAUUCUCCCUUGAUGAUUACUUAGGUUCUGUUGAGCUUGACCUGCUCAAUCUGGUCCCUCCUGCCAAGACCCCGGAGAAGUGCAGCCUGAAGAUGCUGCUGGGGAAGAUAGGACCAUGUGCCACCUCCAAGAACUCACUCUUCUCCCAGAAGUCUGUGCGAGGCUGGUGGCCAUGUGCACUAGAGCAAGAUGGGAAACCUGUUCUUGGUGGGAAAGUUGAGAUGACGCUGGAAAUCGUGGAAGAGAAGGAAAUGGAGGAGAGACCUGCUGGAAAAGGUCGAGAUGAGCCAAACAUGAACCCAAAACUGGACCCGCCCAACCGCCCUGAUACGUCCUUUUUCUGGUUUACAAACCCUUGCAAGACCAUGAAGUUCAUAGUGUGGCGCAGAUUCAAGUGGAUUUUUAUUGGCGCCAUUGUUCUUCUGCUGGUUAUCCUGUUCCUUGGGAUCCUGUUCUAUUCCCUGCCCAAUUACAUCUCCAUGAAGAUUGUAAAGCCUUUUUCCUAAGGAGCACCUGAGAGAAGCUGAGUGCCUUUCUGCAGCCAAACCUACAUUCCUGAUCACAAACAUUCUUCACUGGAAACAUACAAUAACUUGAAUACUCUAAGUUUUCUUAUCAUCACUCUUUUUUCUGCACUCACAGUAUUGUAAAAUAAAUUUAAAAAUAAUUGUACUCAUGUUACAGUUUUAAUAAGAUCAGCAUUUUAUUAUUUUUAUGUAGAAAUUGUUACUUUUUUAUUUGAACUACUACUACUUUUUUAAAUGUUCUGCAUUAACACUAAAAUGUGCUUUUGUGUUCAUUUAUAUCUGCGAAAACAUGCAGUUUUAUAACAUUUGUUUUAUACAUUUUCAAAUGUUUUUGAUUCUUUGUUCAAAAAAGGUCUCUUAAUUUAAUAAAUAGCAAACUUCUUUAAA